ACGGAACCCGUGCACUAACCCGGUGACGCAGCUUCACAGGCCUUCAGCCCCAACACAGUCGUUCCACCGCCCCGCUCGUCUUCACGAGGGCCACCGAUGGACAACAAUCACGUCGCCGGCAGCAGCGGGGAGAGUAAUACGAACCCGCUCCUGGCCGUCGGCUCACCGCCAAACGAAGGGCAGACGUCCAAGACCGGGCUGAGUGGCGCCACCGCGACAGACACUGAAAGCAUUGGCCAAGGCUCCCGGCACUCCAAGCGCAGCUUCAUGGGCAGAAAAAGGGCGGGCAGCACUACGAGCAGCAAGCGCCUGCAGCAGCGUGCCGCAACCUCGGAGAAGGUCACACACGCGGCGCCAGUCGCCCCCACAACCAACCGUGAGGGUUCCAUGCGAAGCAAAAAGAGAGGCGGCGGCGGUCUUCUCUCCUGCCUGCCUUGCUUUGCGCCGAAGGAGUCCCGAGCAACAGAAGAUGUUGCGCCUCCAGAGAAUGUCAAGCGGACUGAGAACGUGCCGGCCGGACGCACGUCGCAAUCGACGCCCGUAAAAAAGCAGGAGCCCAAUCCUGCCGAAUCAAUCACUGCUGAAUCAAAAGAACCCCUAGAUGAGAAGGCGGGUGUUGAGGCUUAUGGCACGGGUGUUGCCGAGAAGCCCAAUCACGGUGAUGGCACGACCGAGCGCCAGUCACAUGAUAUCUCGCCGCCUCAGAUCGUCACAAGAAGCGCGUCCAAGAAGAUGCAGGCACAGACGGAGUUCCCACCGCUCCCUGGCCAGCCCGGUUUCCUGCAGACGGAUCAUCCCCAGAUCAAUGUCACGACUCCCACGCCCGGAACUACUCCGGUACUGCCCACCGUGCUGCCGAGGCCCUCUGUUGAUCAGCAAAGGAUCAUCGAAGAUCAGACCGAGGAGCAAAAGCAGAUCGAUGCUGACAUUGAGAUGAAGGACGUGCCAAUCUCGACCAACGACGUUCACCAAGAAGGCGAAGACCCGGUAGCAGCAGCGCAGUCUGACCACCCCAAGAUCGAUCUUCCUCCCCCGCCUCCCGUUGAGCAAAGACAGGAUGCUGUGCACAAGCAGAUUUCAGACGUCUCGGAAGCCUCGGAGCCACAGAAGUAUCUGCUCGGCCCAAUAGCACCAAGGUUCACGGGAAAGAAGUGUCUGGUUCUCGAUCUCGACGAGACUCUGGUUCACAGUAGCUUCAAGAUCCUGCACCAGGCCGACUUCACCAUCCCAGUUGAAAUUGAGGGACAGUACCACAAUGUGUAUGUCAUCAAGCGCCCAGGUGUCGACCAGUUCAUGAAGAGGGUUGGCGAGCUGUACGAGGUCGUCGUCUUCACGGCAUCCGUCUCUAAGUAUGGCGACCCACUUCUCGACCAGCUUGACAUCCAUGGUGUUGUACACCACAGGCUGUUCCGAGAGAGCUGCUACAACCAUCAGGGCAACUACGUCAAGGAUCUUUCCCAAAUCGGUCGCGACCUCAAGGAUACCAUCAUCAUCGAUAACUCGCCCACGUCGUACAUCUUCCACCCGCAACAUGCCGUCCCGAUCAGCAGCUGGUUCUCUGAUGCCCACGACAACGAACUCCUCGACUUGAUACCCGUCCUUGAGGACCUUGCUGGCAGCCAGGUCAGCGAUGUUAGUCUGGUGCUUGAUGUCGCUUUGUAAGCGAAGUGGAAAACGAGGAUGAGGAAUACCCCUUGCGCAUACCCUUUUUUACUACCCUGACAUACCCUUUCCUUUGGUCAUCCUUUCCUCCCGGAAGGGGAGUUUAGACCGUACGUUUGUAAUCAGUCUUGUAAUCUGCAGCAUGAGGCGGGUCCACCCGACACACAUCAGAGCUUAGCUGGAAGAAUGACAGUUCUUUC
This is a messenger RNA of Dothidotthia symphoricarpi CBS 119687, 1862 nucleotides long. Its product is annotated as phospho protein phosphatase-like protein. Gene Ontology annotation, molecular function: phosphoprotein phosphatase activity. The transcript has 4 exons. The coding region runs from base 97 to 1662 and encodes 521 amino acids. Gene Ontology annotation, cellular component: plasma membrane. Lineage: Eukaryota; Fungi; Ascomycota; Dothideomycetes; Pleosporales; Dothidotthiaceae. The record is from RefSeq and is a predicted model, not a curated record.